AUGGGGUUGUUUGGAUUGGGAAAUUAAUGAUUCCGAUUUUGACAAUUAACGAGUUCCAAUUUACACAAUUUUGAAUUUAAUGCUAUUGAGCGUCAAACAUGUUAGACUUGUCAAGAAAGUGGGAGUCCUAUUUUUCUUUAUAUUCAAACAUUGCACUCCAUCAACAGGAUUGAGGUGUGAGGCUCAAUAGAUUGUGGUUCAUCUUUCUCUCCUCCAUUUUAGACUGUUUUUGUACACUAAAAUGGCUUCUGGAGCAGUAUUGGCUUCUAAUACUUGCUAUCUCAGCAUAGGGGAAAUGAUGAAUCAUGGAAUACCAGAAGAUAAUCUUCGUUACUCGGGUUUGUUUAAAAACUACAAUAAGGUUAAGACUAGGAAACUUACUAGGUUUCGAGUUAGAAUGCAGAAGAGGGAAUUGCCAUCGUCACAAUUAGGCAGGUAUGGUAGAGUUAUCAAAAUGGUACCUACUAGUGAAAUCAGAAAAGGGACGUCGCCAUCUGUGGAUAAGCCAGAGAUUGUGAAUGGAUAUGUGAAGAAGGUUAAUGGUGUUCAUGUAGCUGCUGUACGAAGCCUUGUUAAGAAAGAUCCUACUCCGCCUCCUUCAAAGUUGUCGAGGCUUAAAGAACUUCCCCCCAUUGAAGAAGGGAUUAAGGUUUUGCCUUCCGAUGAAAGCUUUAGUUGGGCUAACGAAAACUAUAACUCCGUUCAAAGAACUAUUGAUGUGUGGUUGUCUCUUCUUUCACUGAGAAUCCGUGUUCUGUUGGAUGAUGCAAAAUGGACAUACAUAGGAGGCUUUUCUGAGGAGAAGCAGAAGCAGCGAAGAAGGAAAACAGCGUCAUGGUUAAGGGAGUGCAUUCUGCAACUCGGGCCAACUUUGAUCAAACUCGGGCAGCUACUGUCGACAAGAUCUGAUAUACUUCCUAAAGAGUAUGUGGAGGAGCUUUCUAAACUGCAGGAUAGGGUACCGGCUUUUACAUCAAGUAAAGCGAAAAAAUUGAUCGAAAAGGAAUUGGGAACUCCAGUUCAUGUGUUAUUUAAGGAGUUUGUGGACCUACCGUUGGCAGCUGCUAGUCUUGGUCAGGUUCACAGGGCAAUCCUGCAUAACGGAGAGAAAGUGGUUGUGAAAGUCCAAAGACCAGGGUUGAAGAAACUUUUCGACAUCGAUCUCAAAAAUCUAAAGCUAAUUACUGAACUCUUUCAAAAGAGCGAAACAUUUGGUGGCCCAUCGAGGGAUUGGGUUGGGAUAUAUGAAGAAUGUGCCAGGAUUUUGUAUGAAGAAAUUGAUUAUGUAAACGAAGCAAAGAAUGCUGAUAGAUUUCGUCGCGAUUUUCGGAAUAUAAAGUGGAUCCGAGUUCCUAUGGUCUACUGGGAUUAUACAGGACUAAAGGUUUUAACGUUGGAGUAUGUUCCAGGUAUCAAGAUAAACCAAUUGGAUAUGAUAGAUGCAUAUGGUUAUAGUCGAUCCAAGAUUUCAUCACGGGCCGUUGAAGCCUACUUAAUUCAGAUACUCAACACCGGUUUCUUUCAUGCUGAUCCUCAUCCCGGAAAUCUUGCUAUUGAUCGGGAUGAAGCACUAAUAUACUACGACUUUGGUAUGAUGGGAGACAUUAGGAGCUUUACUAGAGAUAGGCUAUCAGAUCUCUUCUACGCUGCUUAUGAAAAGGAUGCAAAAAAGGUUAUGCAAAGUCUGAUUGAUCUUGGAGCACUUGAGCCCACAGGAGAUUUGACAUCAGUGAGGAGAUCAGUGCAGUUUUUCUUGAAUAAUCUGCUAGACAAAAGAAUUACUCAAGAGCAAACAUUGUCAGCAAUUGGUGAGGAUUUGUUUGCUAUAGCAACAGAUCAGCCAUUCCGGUUUCCUUCCACUUUCACUUUUCUUAUCAGAGCAUUUUCAACACUGGAAGGUAUCGGCUAUACUCUGGAUUCGGAUUUUUCAUUUGCAAAGAUCGCUGCACCAUACGCACAGGAGCUCUUAGGAAGACGAUAUCAGCGGACAGGAACACAACUAGUCCAAGAAAUAUCUAAACAAGCCGAUGAUGCAAGAUCACACACGAUCUCCAUGCCUUACCGCAUCCAACAGAUAGAAGAAAUUGUGAAGCAACUCGAGUCUGGAGACUUGAAGCUCCGCGUUCGUGUCCUUGAGUCGGAAAGAGCAGCUCAGAGAGCGAGUGUGCUGCAGAUGGGAACCAUAUACACAGUUGUGGGUGGAAUCCUCCUUAACCUUGGGCUUACUUUGCGCGUUCAAGGCAGUCGAGCAGUGGCCAACGCCUCGUUUAUAGUUGCAGGUUUUUUCUUCAUUCUAUUUGUCAGAUCAAUUCAAAAGGUGAAGAAGCUUGAUAGAUUUGAGAAAAUGAUAUGAUCAUACAUACUUUUUGAUUAUCUCUUUAAAGCCAUUCAUUAUAUAAUCAGAUUAGGAGGGAUGGGAGCACCUUUUUUGGGGGAUUCUUGUAAUGCACAGUUCUUUACAUUUCAUAUGUAAUGAUAAAUUAUUGAGUACUUUUAA
This is a messenger RNA of Salvia hispanica, 2497 nucleotides long. Its product is annotated as protein ACTIVITY OF BC1 COMPLEX KINASE 7, chloroplastic-like. Gene Ontology annotation, biological process: regulation of response to reactive oxygen species. NCBI's taxonomy places the organism in Eukaryota, Viridiplantae, Streptophyta, Magnoliopsida, Lamiales, Lamiaceae. The record is from RefSeq and is a predicted model, not a curated record.